Molecule: messenger RNA, 1177 nt
Organism: Triplophysa rosa
Lineage: Eukaryota; Metazoa; Chordata; Actinopteri; Cypriniformes; Nemacheilidae
Gene: sigmar1
Product: sigma non-opioid intracellular receptor 1
Exons: 4
Coding region: 104-772 (222 amino acids)
Cellular component (GO): endoplasmic reticulum
Source: RefSeq, a predicted model, not a curated record
UCACAUGGCGUCAGUGACCUUUCGUGUUUGACAUGCUGUGUGUAUGAAUGUGUUUUAUUAAACGUAUUUUUAGUUUUAAUCAGACAUUUGAUUUCCGAUCAAGAUGUCUUCAAUAAGAAGUGUCCUAAAACUGGUGAUGCUUUUGGGUAGUUUCGUGUUGACAGUUAAUUUCCUGAGAUAUUGGAUGGCAAAAAAACAGUAUAUUUUUACAAAAGAAGAUGUUGCCAAGAUAGCCAGACAGUAUGCAGGCCAAGAUCAUGAACAGGCUUUCUCUAAAGUAGUCGUGGAGCUGCGGAAGAAGUAUCCAGGUCACAUUCUGCCUGAUGAAGACUUACAGUGGGUGUUUGUAAAUGCUGGCGGGUGGAUGGGGUCCAUGUGUCUGCUGCACGCAUCUCUUACAGAGUAUGUACUGCUGUUUGGAACUGCUGUGGACACAGGUGGACAUUCAGGCCGUUACUGGGCAGAAAUAUCAGACACUAUCAUUUCUGGAACGUUCAGGCAAUGGAAAGAGGGAACGACGAAAAGUGAGACUUACUACCCAGGUGACUCUAUAGUGCACGCAGUGGGCGAGGCUACCUCAGUGCAAUGGAGCGCAGGAACGUGGAUGGUGGAAUACGGCAGAGGAUUUAUUCCUUCCACGCUAGGCUUUGCUUUGGCUGACACAGUCUUUAGUACACAGGACUUUGUAACCCUAUUUUAUACUGUUCGUGUUUACUUGAAGGGUAUGCUACUUGAGGCUAGCACUUCAUUAACUGAAGCCGGCGUCCUCUGAAAAAUCACACUAGAUUUUUGGUCAUUUAUCUUUGUUAUGUGGAUAAUUGAUCACAACGGUACAACUGACGUGUAUGGAAAUCACUUACUGUAACUACUAUCAAUUAAGAAUUUUAUUUUUUCCUACUGUACAACAAACUGAUGCCAUUUGUAAACGUGAAAAAUCUAAAAUACUGUGGCUGUUUCUUGGUAAAGACAAAACUUGUUUGUGUGCAUAGCACAUAUAUUGUUUUAACAGCUCAAUACUAUUCUGAAACUGUUAAAAUGAAUGUAUUUUGAGAUUCCACUCUUUGUACCUGUUUUAUUUGUACAUGCUUUCAUAACAGAUACAUUUAUUACCGUCCAAAUUUGUUAAUCGAAUUGUGUCUCUAUUCAGCCUGCAGUCCCUCCAAAAUAAAAAAAUAUA